AUGCCUACACUGUUCAACUGCGGGGCAAAGGAAGCGGAACCAGAGGAAAAGUUUGUCAAUGCUCCUCCACCCAAGCAGGGGCCACUCUUCCUGCGUAUGUGCGUUCUUUGCGGAAAUGACCUUGCAGCAGGUGACGUGACGGGGGCGUCUGACCCUUACGUGAGCAUUCGCUAUGAGGGGCAUUCCUUCUGCUCACCGCCCCAGAUGAACACACUGAACCCCGUGUGGGAGUAUUCAUUUGAAACGGAAAUCAAGGAAAAUGGAACGUUGCACAUCAGCGUCUACGACCAGGACAUGGGGAUGCAGGGGGAUUUCUUGGGGUCAUGUCAAUUGAAGAUAACACGGAACCCUUCAAAACUCAAAAAGGAAACAAUUCCUCUUGUUUCCGUUCCAUCUCCUUUCUUUUCUAAGCCCCCAAACAGUCGCAUAACUGUUUUCUACCAUGUGGUCGAGAGGCUAGAGGACCAGCCCGACUUGGUCGAGCUUGCGAGACGCCUUGGCGAUGAUGCCAGCGAGAAACAGCAACCGCAGAAUAUGACUGUCAGGUGCUGUUGCCUCCAGACGGAUCACACAUCUGUCUCAGAGGAUAAAAUGGCCGCUCUCCGGCUAACCGUUGGCCAGCAGAAAACCAUCAGCCCGCCGGGGGUACCCGACGGCUUGCGUUAUUUGUAUGGACCUCCGGGCGUGCUGCGCAUCGUCGUUGACUGGAUGCUUCGCGAUGCAACCGUGCGUGUGGUUUCUCUCACGACAGCGGAUGAAAUAGAAGGGGCACGCAAGGAAUAUUUGAGUGCCCUCGCCACCACAGACCAAAGUCCCGAUUCCACAUCGAUGGAAAAUGCAGACGCAGGCAAAGGAGAACCGUCCCAAGAGUGUCAAGAGGCGGAAAGCCCGAACGACCGCCACGCCCCCUCCAAAGUGCGUUUCGAAACAAAGGGUAGCGACCCACCCGAGGAAGACAAGAAAACCCAGGAUAAUGAGGACACAUCCACAUCCGCAAUAUGCACGAACCCAGGACGUAAGUGCGCAGGUGUGCAGCUGUCGACACCUGACACGUAUCCUGAACUCAGUCAGCUUUGCGCAAGGCGAGUUGCAAAGCCUCCACCUGCCUGUUGCAGCUUCCACUGCCAACUGUGCCCGCAGGAUCCAAGAGGGGCCGACGUGGUAGCCGAGGAACUUCAACGCAGAAAGGAUUCCGAACCUUUGCCUCGUGGCAAUUACCCCUCGACGAAAUCCGCGAGUUCUGCAGCGAACGCCGGCUCUGUGCUUGGGCGGGUCGAUGUGUCCUCACAAGCAAAACGGGAGUAA
Messenger RNA from Eimeria mitis, 1305 nucleotides. RefSeq lists its product as uncharacterized. Lineage: Eukaryota; Apicomplexa; Conoidasida; Eucoccidiorida; Eimeriidae. Gene Ontology annotation, molecular function: calcium ion binding. The transcript has 7 exons. The record is from RefSeq and is a predicted model, not a curated record. The coding region runs from base 1 to 1305 and encodes 434 amino acids.